Sphaeroforma arctica JP610 is the source of this 1698-nucleotide messenger RNA. RefSeq lists its product as hypothetical. Bases 1 to 1434 code for a protein of 477 amino acids. The record is from RefSeq and is a predicted model, not a curated record. NCBI's taxonomy places the organism in Eukaryota, Ichthyosporea, Ichthyophonida. The transcript has a single exon.
AUGUCUAUGCGAUUUCAGCGUAACUUGUUGCAUGGCAACAAAAGUGUCGAUUUUUAUGUCUGGAUGGCAUCAAUCAGCAACGCGAUGGCGUCGCCUGCGUUCAUCAAUCUUGGUGACGACCAGGCUGAAGCGAAGGAGCAUAUGCUGAGAUUAUAUUUUAGCUCAGAGUUCUAUAGCUUAGUGCAACGAGAUAUGCUACCAGGCAUGCAGGGCAACCACGUGUGGUUAGUCGCGAUGGCUACCCAGCAUGCGGGUGAAUGGCGGCACCUCACCAGAGAUACGUCACAUUCAGCAGUGGCGGUUUUCGCACGAGCUUUGCGAAAGGAUCCAGAGAUUACUUUUCAUGCGCUGGACGAACUAUUGACGUACAUGGCCCUUAGGGCAUCGCUCAAAGUAUUUUUAGCGGAGUCUCGCGAUGCGCAGACUGCGGCGGCAACAGAGAAGUUUUCUGCAGACAAUUUCGUGGCAUCUCUCAGGGAUACGAUGGUAGCCCAAAAUGAGAGCUUCUUAGGGGAACCAGGUGUUACCUUAUUGUCGCGUAAUGAUGUAGAAACUCGCAUUUCUGGUGCGGGGCUUGAGACAGCCCGAGAUCGCACGGCUGUGGUUUUGGCAGGGCAACGUGAUGGAGACUUGCUUACGCCUAAUGAUGGUGGACGGUCGGCGGCAUCAGAUGCUUCGGCAGAACCGGAACCACCUACUUUAUCGAGGCCAAUAGUGCGCUCGGAUCCUGCGGCAAUUCAGUCAGACUCUGGGGUGCCAGGAACAGCAACAGAGGAUGGAGAUGCCCCACAAACUGACGCUGAAAAGGCGCAAUGGGCGAAAUUUCAGCAGGACGAGGCAGUGCGGCAACAGGUGCAAAAGGAAGCACGUCGAGUGAUGGCGGAAGAAGCGUGUCGGUUCUAUGCAGAGCGUUUAGAGGCGGUGAGUACUUCGGAAUCUUCAGCUAAGGGCUCCACGACAGCGAGAUUGAGAUCACUAGAUGGGAUCCCUUUGACCUCUCGGGCGUCACGAGCCGUUGAUUUAGCGGUGCUUCGCCUGCCAACAGGCAUGCCUGAGAAGGUGUCUCGUUUCUGCAUGGUGCUGAGGAAUGGUUCCAACAAAGCUUAUGCUGCGCUCGCUAUGGUGAACGACAACAUAAGUAAGUUUUUGUUAGCGCAGGCUAUUGCUGAGCCUGCGCUAUUAGAGAAAGUUAAGUUCGAGGUGAAAGAACAGAUUGCGACUGUUGAAUUAUUGCUUUCUAUAUUUUUUAAGAACACGCAGCAUGUUCUCUCUGUGUCGGGUUUUUCUGAGCAAGGCCCGACACGCUUGCUUAGUUGGCACCAGCAGUCGUGGGCGCUUUAUGGUGCAUCUUUGUUCGAUUUUGGCAAGAUUGAGGACGGGGUUGGUACUAAAGUGAACGCCCGUAAGGGUAACCAGCAGCCGAAGCAACCGUAGAAUGGCAACAACCACCAGGCGGGUAAUGGUGACAACCAAGGAGGUUGUAAUGGCAAUGGGGGCAAAUCGCAGCUGAACUACUUUAUUCGCCAAGCUCGCCAGGAUCGUAAGAAGCAGGUGAAGGAACAACGUGACGGAAAUCGGCGUUCAACAUCCCGCUCUAGAUCCCCUCGGGAGCGUACACCCGAGAAUUAUCACUCUAAGGAUAAGAAUUGGCGUUAUUUUAAGCCCUGGAAACGACGGGGUCGUCAUUCAGAAUCGGAA